Nematostella vectensis (starlet sea anemone) is the source of this 1019-nucleotide messenger RNA. Its product is annotated as superoxide dismutase [Cu-Zn]. Bases 164 to 745 code for a protein of 193 amino acids. The record is from RefSeq and is a predicted model, not a curated record. Gene Ontology annotation, biological process: removal of superoxide radicals. NCBI's taxonomy places the organism in Eukaryota, Metazoa, Cnidaria, Anthozoa, Actiniaria, Edwardsiidae. The transcript has 7 exons. Gene Ontology annotation, molecular function: copper ion binding; superoxide dismutase activity.
AACGUUUUACCUCAUGUGACCAAUAUAACCUCUGUAUCUAGUUGAAAUAAGUGUUUGCCAUCAGCGGUCCAUACACUAAACAAGAAACACUUAGUUGUUGCUUGCUGUACCUGAUUUCGAGAUCUUGAAAAUACCAAUCUUCCCAUUCAAGGUAAGAAUUAAGAUGCCGCGACAGCUACUCCUGCUCUUUGCUGCUGCUGUUACCAUAACAACAGUCACAUGUCAACUAGGGGAUUACUGUGAAGGCUGUUUAAAGGUGAAAUGUGUGGUUGAGCCCAAUCGAAAGCCGCCGACUCACAAAACAUUACCCAUCUCAGGUCACGUGACCCUGACUCAGAGGGCAAUGGGUCAGGCGACAUUUAUCAACGUUCGCCUGCGAGGAGUGCCCCCCUUAACCGUGCAUGGGUUCCACAUCCACAAGUCUGGAGACAUUAUUACCAAGGGGUGCCAAAGUGCUAAAGGACAUUUCAAUCCAUACGGCAAAACACACGCCGGACCACGAAAAAGAGACCGUCACGUGGGUGACCUUGGGAAUGUGUGGUCUGAUUACCAUGGCAACGUAAGAACCUCAUUUUUCGACCACAUGGUUUCCCUGUAUGGCCCUGACUCUGUGAUUGGUCGAUCCAUCGUGCUCCACGCCGAACGAGACGAUCUAGGGCGAGGGAUUGGGGAAUACCGCACUGGAAGCUUGGCAACCGGGAACGCGGGCGCACGUCUCGCGUGUUGUGUCAUUGUACACGUCUAAACGACAGUUAGAUUAGCACACGUCUAGACAGUCGACAGAUAUCAGUCAUAAAUCGCGCUUUGGUUGACGAUAAAACAGCUGAUACUACUGGCAGGGUAUAUCGUUCUUCAAAAAACCAUUGAAGCGGGCUCCAGCAUGUAUCUCAGCUUCCCAUGCGAUCGUCACACUUCGUGAUAAAACUUAUUGGAAGUCUUUUGGAAAAAAAACCGUUGCCAAACGAAGUAAGCCUUGUAUUGAUUAUCACAGCAUUAAAUAAAAAGCGCGGAGUACUUGC